Molecule: messenger RNA, 469 nt
Organism: Melitaea cinxia (Glanville fritillary)
Lineage: Eukaryota; Metazoa; Arthropoda; Insecta; Lepidoptera; Nymphalidae
Product: dynein axonemal light chain 4
Exons: 2
Coding region: 58-378 (106 amino acids)
Biological process (GO): microtubule-based process
Cellular component (GO): dynein complex
Molecular function (GO): dynein light intermediate chain binding; dynein intermediate chain binding
Source: RefSeq, a predicted model, not a curated record
GUCAACGAGAAUUUUUGUUUUCAAUUUUCGCGUCGUAGUUGGUGUUUUUUAUUGAGAAUGGGUGAAGAAGGAGCUGCGGCGGGAGGGAUUGUGGCGGAAAAAGUGAUACAUACGUAUCCUUUGAUAAGGCACUCGGACAUGUCAGAAGAAAUGAGGACGGAAGCGGUUGAAUUAUCAGUGACAGCCUGUGAAAAAUUUUCUCAAAACAACGAAUUAGCUGCGCGAAUGGUGAAAGAGUCAAUGGACAAGAAAUUCGGUCCAGCUUUUCACGUCGUCGUAGGUGAGAGCUACGGUUUCGAAAUAACUUAUGAAUGUACAACGAUAUGCUACAUGUAUUUCGGCGGUAACCAGGCGAUUUGCAUUUGGAAGUGUUCGUGAAUGACAUUUUUUUUUGUGCCAAUAGUACCUACAGAAGAUUUGUUACGUUCGCUGGCAACCGUCCGGAAUAGAUAUGCGUCGAAAGUAAUCU